Onthophagus taurus is the source of this 4015-nucleotide messenger RNA. RefSeq names its product superoxide dismutase family protein Rsod (gene Rsod). Gene Ontology annotation, molecular function: metal ion binding. NCBI's taxonomy places the organism in Eukaryota, Metazoa, Arthropoda, Insecta, Coleoptera, Scarabaeidae. The record is from RefSeq and is a predicted model, not a curated record. Gene Ontology annotation, biological process: superoxide metabolic process.
AAUUUCAUUUUAUUUCUAUCACUUUUCUUUGUUAAAAAGAAUAAUAAUCUUCUUCCUGGGUAUAAUCUUUCUUUUUGUUGGAAAUCCCAGGUAGAAUUCUUCACGGGAUCAUUCAAAAAUUAUAUGAAUUCAACAAUAACGACUUAGUACAAUAUCACAAGAGUUUUUACCUCCGUAAAGAACACACGAAGAAAUCGAGAUAGGUUAUGUUUAAAAAUGAAGAAAAAAAUUUAAAAAUCUCUUAACAUUAUCAAUAAAGACAAGAUUUUUAGUUUAAAAAAUGUUUCUAAAGUGGUUUAUGAUAAGUUUUGUGUUAUUAGGAUCUUUAACCGUAACAAAUUGUAUCGAAUUAAAAUCGUACAUUUCAUCGCAAGGUCUCCACGGAACAAUCUCAUUUAUUUACCACCAAAAUAAAACUGUAAUUUUAAAAACCGAUUUAGAAUUAACUCUUCAAUAUGCAUCACAAACUCUUUCUUGGUACCUUAUGGAAUUCCCUGUUGAUUAUUCAACCAUUGAAAAUCGAUGUUCCUCAGAAAAGUUAGGAAAGAAAUUGAUUAAUUUCGAUGAAAUAUUUGGAUAUUUAAUUUUACCAGAUAAUAAUACCAUUGAAAUAGCAACGAAUAAACUUGAUUUAACCGGAAUUAAGGGGCUUUAUGGAAAAUCUUUGUUGUUAAAAAACUUGGAAACUAAUUCUUAUGCAUGUUCUUCAAUAACACUCGUUGAUAAAGUUUUAGAGAAAACCGCAGUUGCGCGAUUUUAUACUCCCAUAGCUGGGAUGGUUUCUUUCCGUUGGUUCUCAACCAAGAAUAAUAACAAAGAAAUGUUAAUUUCAACAGAUUUAUACCGAGUUGGAGACGUCGAAAAAAUUGGAAAAAUCGAUGUUACAGAACACAAUUGGAAAAUUUUUGUUACCGACAUCUUAGAAGGACAUAAAGGAAGAUCCGAAGAAAAUUGCAACAUGUUACAAUUAGUUUUCGACCCAGAUAAUUCAGGAAAUAAUCAAACAAUGGGUGAUAUCGAUUUACGAGUAGGAAAAGUUAAGGUAUCGGGCGAUAAAAAGAAACGAUAUAAAACAUUAUUUAGGGACGAAACUUUAACGUUAUUACCAAACGAUUUAACGGGAGUGCGAAGAAGAUUAUACUUGGUGAUAUUUAGAAAUAAACAUCCCGAUAGUUUUUUAGCAUGUGCUAAAAUCCAAUAUGAACAUCCAAUUAAUGCAAAAGUUAUUCUUCAAUCCGGAGGAAUUAAAGGAGAAAUUAAACUAUCACAACACAAUUUAUUUGAACCAACAUUUAUCGAUUUUAACAUAACAACAGCUCGUGAUGAUAUUGAAACAAAGUUGGUUUAUUCUUCGUCAAUCGGAGCCUAUAAAAUCCACGAAUUACCUUUGAGCCCAUCAAAAACAAUCGAUCCUUAUAAUAGGUUGUGUUUAACAAGUAAAUUUAUAUUUAACCCCUUAAAAAAUGAUAUCAACGUUAUCCCAAACGGUUAUGGAACGCAAGAUCAAUAUCCAAUUGGAGACCUUUCAGGAAAACUUUUAGGUCGUAACUCAGAAAAAUCAUUAAUUGAAAACAGCCAAGAAUUACUUGGAAAAUAUUGGGAUACUUAUUUACCGUUACAAGGUCAAUUUUCUGUUGUAAAUCGAGCUUUCGUUCUUUAUAAAUUAGAAGAACUUGAUAAAAAUGAUAUGUACAUUAAUAAUCCGAUGCAAGUUUGGAUUUGCGGGACUAUCACUUUAUACGAUCAAGAUUUUAAACAUUUACAACCAAUGUUUACGGCUCAAGUAUUAUUUCGAUAUCCAAUAGUAGGAAGGAUCGUUUUUCGACAACCUUCCAAUGAACCAUGGAGAGAUACUUCAAUUUUUUUUGAUUAUUUAGUUCACGCCGAUGGUUCUAACCUAAAUAAUUCAGCCGAGCAUCGUUGGGCAAUUCACGAUUUACCACCGGGAAAAGAUUUUUACGAUUGGCAAAAUCGUUGUAUGAGUGUUGGAGAUAUUUAUAAUCCAUUUAAAAUUGAUUUAGAUAAAUCAGCACCAUCAGAAGGAUGUUACUUAGAUAGUAUGGGUUAUUGUCGAGUUGGUGAUUUAUCAACUAGAUUGGGACCUUUAGAAAUUGCGGGGAAAAAAAUUGAUAGCGAUCGAAUAACUAGAAAGUAUCUAAUCGACUCUUAUUUACCAUUAACGGGUCCUCACACAAUUUUAGGAAAAUCGUUUGUAAUUUAUGAUGAUCACGGGCCAAAAGCGCGCGGGGAAAGAAUGGCUUGUUCAAUAAUUGGUGGAAUUUAUCGUCGAAAAGCUGUAGCUCGAGAUUGGUUUCCAAACGGGGAUCCAUUAACUGUAAAAGGAAAAAUAGAAUUUUAUCAACAAACCGAAUAUGAUAUCACAAAUAUUGAGGUUGAUUUAGAUGGUUUAGAUGAUAAUUCCGGCUAUCAUAUUCAUAUGACCCCUAUAGAAGAAAAUUUGGAAUUUCCAUGCGAAGCCACUACUUUAUAUGGCCAUUGGAAUCCGUUAAUGGUUUCACCAUUAUCUUCACCACGAACAUAUCACGGAACAUCAGAUCAAUAUGAAAUGGGUGAUUUAAGUGGAAAAUUUGGUGGCUUAGAUAAUCAUACUCUAUUUAAGGGGGCUUAUAACGAUACUAUGUUACCGUUAUUUGGUCCUUCUAGUAUUUUAGGACGAUCUAUCGUUAUUCAUAAACGAUUUGACAGUCGUCGUUGGGCUUGCACAACUAUAGAGCGUGGAUAUAGCCCAUCUGAAGCACGAGAAUUACGUGCCAUCGCAUCGUUUCAUCACCCCGAUGGGUUCGCUUAUGGUUACUUAAGAAUGACUCAAUUAAUUUAUAAUGAUGGAAGUGCAAGUGAUACGGUCAUCGAGGUAAAAUUGCGACAUCCUGGAAAAUUCGAUAGAAAUAUUACGAGAAAUCAUGAUUUUGCGAUUUAUGUUAACCCAGUUGGUGUUGAUGCUUCUGUUAAAACCCAAAAUACAAGAUGUGUUGCUGCUGGUUAUGUUUGGAAUCCUUAUUAUACACAAUUAGCUGAUCCCUUAAAUUCUGAACUUUAUAAUCAAGAAUGUGGUCCGGAAAAUCCAUUAAGAUGUUACGUAGGUGAUUUAUCAGCACGAUUAGGUACGAUUGAUAUAGGUUUAGAACGGAAAGUUUUGGUCGAUCCAAAUUUUCCAUUGGAAGGUGUUGAGAAUGCAAUGGGAAGAUCAAUCGUAAUUUUAAGCCCUAAUAAAGAUUCCAGAAGAUACGCAUGCGCUAAUAUUGAACCAGAUUAUGAUAUAAUUAAAUAUGCAAACAUAGAAAAACCGCCACGAUUUGUUCUAGCACAAUUUAUUGAUGAUGUCAGAGAAGUUAUGGGAAUUCCCGAAUGGAUGUUAACCGUUGAUUCACGAAAAGUACGAACGUUACAUAACAACGCUUGCGUACAAUUUUUGAUGCAUUUCAAAGGACCAAUUGCGGGACAAUUGGAACAAGAUUUUAGUAGAUUACUUUCGAUAGGAAGACUCGAUUCACCGACUUUAUACAUUCCAGGGUUUAUUAAUACAAAGAGAAAAGUAAAGCUUUCCUAUAAACAAUGCGGAAUGAGAGAUCCUAAUGAGAAAAAAGCAAAAAAGAAUUUUUUUAGUAUAAGCCAAGGAUAUAAUAUGAGAAUUAAUAACAUUUUGAAUAUUUUUAUAACAAUUACAGUUACCAAAUUUGUGAUUUUAUAAAGUUAUACUUAUAUAAUUUAUUUUUUAAAAUAAAAAUUCAACGAAAUUAAAAACGCCAUCUUAUAACCAACAAAAAAACUAACCAUGUUAAGUCAUUCCUGUCAAAUCAACCAUUUUAGAUUAUGUUUAUAAUCUCUAAAAUUACAACAAUGUUAUUAUGAUACAAUUUAAAAAGUGGAUCAAGGAAAUUUAGCAUGCAUUGGUUUCUGUAUAUCCAGAAAUAAAUACUCAGGACCACAUAUAACCUACAAAAAAAUUAACCAUCUUAAGUCAUUCCUGUCAAAUCAACCAUUUUAGGUUAUGUUU